Molecule: messenger RNA, 678 nt
Organism: Lathyrus sativus (Indian pea)
Lineage: Eukaryota; Viridiplantae; Streptophyta; Magnoliopsida; Fabales; Fabaceae
Source: the annotation of a GenBank genome assembly
AUGAGGAAAAACUGCGAACUCUGCAAACUUCCGGCUAGAACUUUCUGCGAGUCCGACCAGGCUAGCUUAUGCUGGGACUGCGAUUCUAAGAUCCACAGUGCAAAUUUCCUUGUUGCCAGACACGUGAGGACUCUCCUCUGUCACCGGUGCCAGUCUCCGACGCCGUGGAAAGCCUCCGGUGCUAGGCUUAGUAACGCGCUUUCUUUGUGCGAAACGUGCGCUCGCGGUGGUGGUGGGAGAAAAUUGGAAGGUGAACAGGAGGAAGAGAGUGAAGGUGAGAAUGAGGAGGACGAUGAGGUUGAUACUGAUUUUGAUGAGGAAGAGGAGGAGGAAGAUGAGGUUGAUGGUGAUGAGGAUGGUGAUAAUCAGGUUGUUCCUUGGUCGUCUACGGCGGCGCCGCCUCCGGCUUCGAGUUCCUCCGGUAGCGAAGAGUCGGUUAGUAAGUGUAACGAUAACGAUGACGAGGUUGUUUCAAAGUUAGUUACAACAAACUUUAUUUCCUUGAAACGAGGUCGUGAGGAGGAUCGUGAUUUUCAGGCUUCAGAUUCGAAAAUUUGCGUAAAUCAACGUAGGUACGGUGCUGAGAGGAGGAGAUACGACGGAGAGUCCUCGUCGAAGGCGUCGAUCCGGCAAGAAACUGACGGAAAAGGACCGGAGAAUUCUCAGCCGCACGAUUGA